Molecule: messenger RNA, 474 nt
Organism: Staurois parvus
Lineage: Eukaryota; Metazoa; Chordata; Amphibia; Anura; Ranidae
Source: the annotation of a GenBank genome assembly
AUGACAUCUUCGAGCGCAUCGCCGGCGAAGCUUCCCGCCUGGCUCAUUACAACAAGCGCUCCACCAUCACCUCCCGGGAGAUCCAGACCGCCGUCCGCCUCCUCCUGCCCGGAGAGCUGGCCAAGCACGCCGUCUCCGAGGGCACCAAGGCCGUCACCAAGUACACUAGCGCCAAGUAAUCCCCCCGCCCCGCCCGGCACCGUGGCUCUCCGAGAGAUCCGCCGCUACCAGAAAUCCACCGAGCUGCUCAUCCGCAAGCUGCCCUUCCAGCGCCUCGUCCGAGAGAUCGCCCAGGACUUCAAGACCGACCUGCGCUUCCAGAGCUCCGCCGUCAUGGCUCUGCAGGAGGCCGCAGAGGCUUAUCUCGUUGGACUCUUCGAGGACACCAACCUCUGCGCCAUCCACGCCAAGAGGGUCACCAUCAUGCCCAAAGACAUCCAGCUGGCACGCCGCAUCCGCGGAGAGAGGGCCUAG